CCUGGUGCCCAAGAACUGCGGCCACGACACGAUGGGCCGGGCUGCUUUUUAUUCUUCUCCUCUUCAUCUCCUACGUGCCGCGUGCCUGCGUGCCAACGUGCCAGCGUGCCAACGUGCCUAUAUGCUACCCGCUACAUUAGUAGUACUACUGUAUGGGAACUAUGGUAAGUAUGUCUUGCUGUCGCGGGUCGGGAUGAGAGGCAUGGCACCAACACGUGCUCAUGCCGUCUGUCUCGCCCUCUCUCAUUCUCCCUUCUCUCUCUCUUACUCCCGCUCCGCCGAUCAUGGCCACUCCCAGGAACAGCUCUCCCCAUUCAGUAACGACAAACUGAGGGGCUUGAACAAAGCAGACCUGCAAAGACUAGGUGGCUAACCUCCGAGACGCCACGCUUGCCACGCCGACCCGUGCUUCUCUAUCUUGCUUGUGCAAGUAAGUAGCUGGGCUGGAACCUUCUCCUUGAACCUGCAGCCCCAGACCUGCAGCCAAGAGGAUCCCAGAUUCAUGCCUUAGCUGCACGAACCUGCGCAAAAGACGGCGUGCCGCUCGGAAAGAGAGAAAGGAAAGGGAAAAAAACAAGUUAAUGUAGCGCUGGAUUCGAGAAAGACGGGCGGUUGGAUAGAUGGAUGGGAAAACAGACACAAUCCGCACGGUGGUCUCAGAAGCAGGGUUGUCCCCGUUGGACGAGAGGCCAUCUUGCUCGGGUUCCCGCCUGUCAUGUCAUCCCGCUCCGGCGCGCAGAUUCUCGAUGGAGGCCUGCAUGUUCAGGGCCAUCCUCUCCCUCUGUUUUCGCGACCACCAAGUGAGACGUGCGCGGGCGAAAAACACAGCAUGCGAGGCACCACUUCCUGCGAACCAUCUGGGAAACGGCUGGCUGGGGCGCGCGGGAAGCAAGACGUCCUUGUCUCGCGAUAGUGGAGUUUCUCUCUACUAUGCACGAUAUAGGCCCAACAGGCGACCUCUCAAGGACGGCGGGCAAAUGGCGGUCAGUUCGAAGCGGCUCGUCCUGGCUGGCUGGCUGGCUGGCUAGCUCCCUACUCUGGGGACCAAGCGCAGGGACCUCUUUCUGUCUGAUCGCCGAGGGCGUCUCGACAUUGGCCGUUCAACGUGUGGAGAGGGAAAGAGAAAGAGACGUAGGCCAUCAUGGCAGGAACAGAUAGCAUAGUACCAUAGUAGGAGGAGAAUGGGACAAAUGGAGCAGAGAUACGAAGGAAGAAAGGCUAAGCCCCUGCAUCGCCAAC
Messenger RNA from Cryphonectria parasitica EP155, 1239 nucleotides. RefSeq lists its product as uncharacterized. The transcript has a single exon. The record is from RefSeq and is a predicted model, not a curated record. Lineage: Eukaryota; Fungi; Ascomycota; Sordariomycetes; Diaporthales; Cryphonectriaceae. Bases 621 to 1028 code for a protein of 135 amino acids.